AUGUAUUUGGAGAACAAAAGCAACCUGGAGAUUGAGAUGUCUCAGACGUCAGCCCAAGGCCAUCAGGGCAGGAGCAGCCUGAGGUCACCAGAGGCUGUUGCAGGGAACUUUGGAGAGCUGCGUCUGCUGCAGGGAAUCUCAGAGAGGAGAGAGACCCAGAAGCUGCAGCAGUCUGCAGUUCUGCCCUCGGGACAGUGCGCCAUCCAUGCUGAGGGCUUUGUUCCUGUUCGACAAGAGGACGGGCACAAUUUUAGCGUGGUUAAUUUUCUCAGAGGAAAAACAAAUUCAGCCAACCUUACAGAGAGGUCGCCUCUGCUGAGAUUCUCUCAAGAUGACAGCAUAACCUACAUGACCCUACAUGACCCCAGCUUCGUUGGAGAGGAAGAGCACUGGGACAACGGCUCACUGGACCUGGAGAAGAGAUAUCGGCUGGGCAGUGAGGUCACCAGCCUGUCUCUGUCCCGCUCCAGCUCCUCCGAGAAGAACGACCCUCUGGACAACCUCAACCUCAACUUCAGACUCACCAGCAGUAUGAGAUGCUGCUUCAAAGUCUCCAAAAUUGCCACAAUCUUUACUAUUGUUGUUCUCUGCAGUCUGUUCUUUAGCAUGUAUCCAGAUCGAGACAACCCUUGGAGGAUGUUGGCAGUCUCUUCAACAGACAGUUUCUCAAUGAACCUGACAGAUUUUCGAGACAACGCUUUGCUGAAGCUCCAGGUGGGUGGGCCUUUCACAGGAGGGAUGAUUGACCUCACCAACCAGGAGUAUGUCCUGAUCCAGGUGGAGCAGAUCGAGCAGGCUGGACAACGGAGGAGGAGGACUCAGCAGGUGAUCCACAAUUGGACCAUUCCUCUACACAGUGAACGAAGUGACCAGAUACUGGUGACAAAAACAUUUGAGAUGCUCAGCAGUGACCCCAUCGUCAUCACGGUCCAGGCCUUCCUGCAGAAUAAUGAAGUGGUGCCGUUAUCCAUGACCCACCAGUCGCUCUACGUCAAUGUGGAGACACAGGUGGCCAUCGCUGGAAUCAUCCUUGCUGGGGUCUAUGUUCUUAUCAUCUUUGAGAUUGUGCACCGGACGCUGGCGGCCAUGCUGGGAUCUUUGGCAGCCUUAGCUGCUCUGGCUGUCAUUGGUGAUCGGCCCAGUCUGGUUACUGUGGUGGAGUGGAUCGAUUAUGAGACGCUGGCUCUUCUGUUUGGCAUGAUGGUUCUGGUGGCUAUUUUUUCAGACACUGGCUUCUUUGAUUAUUGUGCUGUGAAGGCUUACCAAUUAUCCAGAGGAAGAGUGUGGCCAAUGAUCAUCAUCCUCUGUCUCAUCGCUGCCAUUCUCUCUGCUUUUCUGGACAAUGUGACCACUAUGAUGCUCUUCACCCCUGUCACCAUAAGGUUGUGUGAGGUGCUUAAUCUAGACCCCAGACAUGUCCUGAUUGCAGAAGUAAUCUUCACCAACAUUGGAGGGGCUGCCACAGCUGUCGGAGAUCCACCCAAUGUGAUUAUAGUAUCAAAUCAGGACCUGCGCAAAGAAGGGAUUGAUUUUGCCAGUUUCACAGGCUACAUGUUCCUUGGAAUAUGCCUUGUCCUUUUCACCUCAUUCCCUUUCCUGCGGAUGCUCUACUGGAACAAAAAACUCUACAACAAAGAGUCCAUUGAAAUAGUUGAACUCAAGCAUGAGAUCCUGGUUUGGAGGCAGACGGCUCAGCGCAUUAACCCUGCCAGCCGAGAGGAGACAGCUGUGAAAUGCCUCCUGAUGCAAAAAGUCCUCAACCUGGAAAGUCUGCUCCGCAAGAUGAUGAAAACCUUCCAAAGACAAAUUUCUCAAGAGGAUAAGAACUGGGAGCAAAAUAUUCAAGAAUUGCAGAAGAAGCACAGAAUCACUGACAAGGUUCUCUUGGUUAAGUGUGUGUCCGUCCUUGGUGUGGUGAUCUUCAUGUUCUUUGUCAACUCCUUCGUUCCCAGCAUUCAUCUUGAUCUCGGUUGGAUCGCUAUUCUGGGUGCGCUGUGGCUUUUGGUUCUGGCUGACAUCCAGGAUUUCGAGAUCAUCUUGCACCGGGUGGAGUGGGCCACACUACUGUUCUUUGCUGGCCUCUUCGUUUUGAUGGAGGCUUUAGCCCAGCUGCAGCUUAUCGACUAUAUUGGAGAACAGACAGCACUGCUUAUAAAAGCGGUGCCAGAGGACCAGCGCUUGGCUAUAGCCAUUAUUCUGGUGAUGUGGGUCUCGGCCCUCGCAUCUUCUCUCAUUGACAACAUUCCCUUCACUGCCACCAUGAUUCCAGUUCUCAUUAAUUUAAGUCAAGAUGCAGAUGUGAACCUGCCAAUAAAACCUCUCAUCUUUGCUUUGGCCAUGGGAGCAUGCCUUGGGGGAAAUGGAACAUUGAUAGGAGCAUCAGCCAACGUUGUAUGUGCAGGCAUUGCUGAACAACACGGUUAUGGCUUUUCCUUCAUGGAGUUCUUCAGGUUAGGAUUCCCCAUGAUGAUAAUGACGUGUAUGAUCGGCAUGUGCUACCUGCUGGCCACCCACAUUGGACUGGGAUGGAACAUGUAAUCCACAACAGCUGUACAGAGCCAAAGAGACUGCGUUCAGCUCACUGUAAUGUGAUACGUAACCUGAUCGACUGGUCAGAUCACAGACACUAUAUGAAGCACAGCAGCCAUAUUUUGGAAAUUGUUGAUUAAAGUGCAGACAAGCAGGGAGCUUUGACCAAAUGUUGAAUCUAACAUCCAACAACAUGGUGCAGUAGUUCUUGGUGACUGGUCCACUGUCACCCUGUUGACUUUUACCAACUUUGUCAAAAACUUUUUUUGUCCUCAGCAAAGAGUCAAUCCAAGGGAAGGAACUGUGUCUUUACCUAUGAAGAACAAUUAAAUGGUCCCUCUCCAUAAUGCUGUACAUGGUGCUACUGCCCUGAAUGGGUGUAACUGGUGUAUGUGAUUGCAGCUAUGGCCUCUGAUGUCAGACUGUUUGUUCUUUUAGAAAUCUAUGUGGUCUGUUUACAAAAAGACUUCUCUAGACAUGUAUCACACUGAUUUGCUUUUAGAGACAUUUAGGACACUGAUCAAUUUGUUUUAGGCACACAUUUCACCCAUGGUUUACCAAACUUAUGUUGAUAUUUUAAAGGAACCACAAUACCCAGUGAAAGGGAUUUUAUAACGGUUAAUGUCUAAUAUUUUUGUCAGCUGCCCAAAUCUCAACGGCUCGUGAAUGAAUCUGAAAAACAAACACAGCAUCAGUUAAAUGGGAGAAUAGCAGAAUGAUUAAAUAAAACAGAUGUAGGCUGUUAUCUAAACUUUGUAUAGUAUAUAUUGUACUGUGUACACAAUGAUCUCAUGUAAACUCAAUGAUUUAGUUCAGUUAACCAUAUUUAAUGUAGAAAAUGUUUAAUCAUGUAAAUGCUCUUUCACCUUCUUACCUUGUCCAGUUGACACGAUCAUCUGUAUUUAUUAUUCAGCCUGACAACUUCAUUAUCUUUAAUUGUUUAGA
Molecule: messenger RNA, 3474 nt
Organism: Morone saxatilis (striped sea-bass)
Lineage: Eukaryota; Metazoa; Chordata; Actinopteri; Moronidae
Gene: oca2
Product: oculocutaneous albinism II
Exons: 23
Coding region: 1-2538 (845 amino acids)
Biological process (GO): melanocyte differentiation; melanin biosynthetic process; transmembrane transport
Cellular component (GO): melanosome membrane
Source: RefSeq, a predicted model, not a curated record